Molecule: messenger RNA, 3129 nt
Organism: Siniperca chuatsi (mandarin fish)
Lineage: Eukaryota; Metazoa; Chordata; Actinopteri; Centrarchiformes; Sinipercidae
Gene: nox1
Product: NADPH oxidase 1
Exons: 13
Coding region: 224-1924 (566 amino acids)
Biological process (GO): superoxide anion generation; defense response
Cellular component (GO): plasma membrane; NADPH oxidase complex
Molecular function (GO): superoxide-generating NAD(P)H oxidase activity
Source: RefSeq, a predicted model, not a curated record
UUUGUUUUUUGAGCAGGUAGGAAUGUGGUCAUUCAGUUCCAGGAGGGAAACCUCUCCUCCGAACUUCCUCUACAACGCAAUUUCACAGGUUGCGUGUUUUGUUUCCUUGUGUCUCAUCACCUGUAGAGGAGGGAGGAGUCCGGACAGGAGGGUAUAAAGAUAAAAAGUGCAGGCAGACUGAAGAUGCUGGGAAGCUGCUGCGAGUCGAGAUAAAGUGCUCAACAUGGGUAACUGGAUUAUCAACAAUGGACUUACAUCCUUCAUACUGGCGGUCUGGAUGGGCAUCAACAUUUUCCUUUUCGUCUGGUUUUACUUCUUCUACGACUUGGGGGAUCAGUUUUUUUACACGCGCCAUAUUUUAGGGUCUGCUUUAGCCUGGGCCAGAGCUCCUGCAGCUGUCCUCAACUUCAACUGCAUGCUGGUCCUCCUCCCGGUGUGCAGGAACCUGCUGUCUCUGCUCCGCGGCUCCUUCGUGUGUUGUGGCAGAACAAUGAGGAAACAACUGGACAAAAAUUUGAGUUUCCACAAGCUGGUGGCGUACAUGAUAGCUCUGAUGACAGCUGUUCAUACGAUCGCCCAUCUGCUGAACGUGGAGCGGUACAACAACAGCAGACAAGGAGUUUAUGAUAAACUCAGCACUGCUCUGUCCAACCUGGAGGACACACACAACACCACCUUCCUGAACCCAGUCCGCGUAACACAUAUUGAUGCGCAGCAGAUUCCAACCUACUUUGCCUUCACCACCAUCGCUGGCCUCACAGGGGUCAUCAUCACUGUGGCCCUCAUCCUCAUCGUCACCUCCUCCAUGGAGGUCAUCAGACGCAGCUACUUCGAAGUCUUCUGGUACACCCACCAUCUCUUCAUCAUCUUCUUCGCUGGUCUCGUCUUUCACGGAGCCGGGCGCAUUGUGAGAAGUCAACAGAGAACAGAUCCACCACACAACUUCACCUUCUGUAAAGACCGCAGUGAUGAAUGGGGAAGGAUCCCUGAGUGUCCCAUCCCUAAGUUUGCAGGAGGGUUCCCACAGACCUGGAUGUGGGUGAUUGGUCCAAUGGUUCUGUAUCUUUGUGAACGUCUCCUACGUUUCAUUCGUUACAUCCAGACAGUCCAGUACAGGAAGAUCGUGAUGCGGCCGUCCAACGUGCUGGAGCUGCAGCUGGUGAAGAACGGCUUCAAAAUGGAGGUGGGUCAGUACGUCUUCCUCAACUGCCCGGCCAUCUCCCAGCUGGAGUGGCACCCGUUCACCAUGACCUCUGCCCCCGAGGAGGACUUCUUCAGCGUUCACAUCCGCUCGGCCGGGGACUGGACUGACAAACUCAUCAGCAUCGUGCAGCAGCUACCAGAGGGAGCGCAGGGACCCAAAAUGGGUGUGGACGGCCCCUUUGGCACAGCCAGUGAGGACGUGUUCGACUAUGAGGUCAGCAUGCUGGUCGGUGCCGGCAUCGGAGUCACUCCCUUCGCCUCCAUCCUCAAGUCCAUCUGGUACAAGUUCAAAGUCUCCAGCCCUAAACUGCGCACCAGAAAGAUCUACUUCUAUUGGCUCUGCCGGGAAACGCACGCCUUUGAGUGGUUUGCCGACCUCCUGCAAGUGCUGGAGAAAGAGAUGGAGGAGAGAGGCAUGGGGGAUUUCCUCACCUACAAACUCUACCUGACCGGAUGGGAUCAAAGCCAUGCCACUCAUGCGAAGGUUCACUUUGACGAGGACACAGACGUGGUCACGGGGCUCAAACAGAAGACUCACUAUGGCAGACCGGCCUGGGACAAGGAGUUUGAACAAGUCCGCAAAGAGAACCCCACGUCUGUGGUGGGAACCUUCCUGUGUGGCCCUGCAGCUCUGGCAAAAGUCUUGGACAAGAAAUGUGCCAAAUACUCAGACGUGGAUCCUCGGAAGACCAAAUUUUACUUCAACAAGGAGAACUUCUGAGCGAAAACACAACAGGAAAACAGCGUUUGGGCUUUUUGAAGAACAAUUGAGGGGGAAUGUCUUUCACCAUGAACUGUUGUAAAACAAUUGAUGAUGACAAAGCUGCCUUACAACCUUUGACACUACACAGGUGUUUUGACACACUAGACUACACGGCACACUGAUAAAGAGGCACGGCAUGUUGUUUUGUCAGAACUCCUCAGUGACUGACUUUCUUUCUUUACAUCUUUUCAUCCAUGAAACAUUGUGGCCUCAUAAUCCACUAUGAAUCAUGGUUUAUACUGUCAAUUACAAUCAGAUAUUUAUGUUUUCAUUGUCUCAUUCAUUUUAAGCCUCAUUUCUGGUGAAGCCCUCGUAGUUCUGAACAAGAUUAUAGGACAGAAUUUUACUGUUGUACACGAGUUGUUAGCACAUCAUGUGGAAAACUACCUUUUCUCCCCCGCAAAGAUUACCAUUUGAAUAAAGACAGUACACAAUUUAACGUACUUCUUUUGGGAACAUAUGGUAAUCUACUACAGUAGCUCAGCUAGGGCUGCGACUACAAUUAUUUCCAUUCCAUCCAAUAAUCUGCCAGUUAUUUCUUGUGUGAAUGUCAGAAAACAGUGACAAUUGCCCGUCAUAGUUUCCCAGAGCAAAAGUUAAUAUCUUCAGAUUUCUUGAUUUGUCCAAAACCCCCAAAAGAUUCAGUUUACUAUCACAUAAGACAAAGAAGAGCAGCAAAUCAUCACAUAAGAAGCUGCAUUUUUGGUAUUUUUUUUCUUUAAUUCUAAGUCAAUAUUCAUCUAUCUUCUUAAGCAUAUUUUCCACUUCUGCUUCUGAUCAAAUACAUGUGAUUGAGCUAGGGUUAAAAGAAACUAUUGUGAGCUCUAAAAAUAUGUUUGAAAUUUGCAAGUGUAAGUAUAAACUGUAAUUGUCACUUUUUUUUCUAAAAGCUUUACUGGUUAAGGAAACAGAUUUCUUGGAAACAAACAAUGGGUUUAUCGUAACCCAUCAAAUUUCACAGGUAUUUCCUUAUUAGAAUAAAACGAUUGUUUAACCAGGAGGAAGACUGCCACUCAUGAAGCCUGUGGUUAAUCAUCCUCUAAAGACAUGGAAGGACUUAUGGUUAUUGAAAUUAUUUUUAUUUCACAAUUAGCUGUUUUUAAUCCCCUCUCGUAUACAAUUCCAAACUCCUUUUAAAUAAAUUAAUAAAUAGAAGAAAUCAA